CGACGCUGUGGUUUGCUCAGGGGUGGGGGUGGGAUUCUAAUCCCAACCCAAAACUGGGAUGUCCGCACGGUCAUUUUGGACUCUGGACACGUGUUAGGUGUCGAAGGAUAUGGCCACGCUUCACCUCAGAAGAAGGAAGUCCUGCUGCGGGUUUUUUUUUGGGGGGGGGCAAGAGCACCACCACCCAAGAGACCUGCAUGAGCACCUGCCAGGGGGGAAAAAGAUAUAAAACGCUUUUAAAACUGAUGAUCCAGUCAUGUUUACUUUGGCUAUUAAGGCUGCAAUUGUAGGAAGUUUCAAUGGGGUGGUCGUCAGCCAACUUUUCCAUUGGGAAUUGUGGACCCUAACUUAAGUCAAUGGGUCUCCCAGUGAGUAAAGGUUAGCCGAAUACUGUGUAGUCCGUUGCAGUUGGUGGUACUUGCUUCUGAACCUUCAGUAGUUUGGGCUGAGAGUUCAACUGAGUUAAAAGUAUAAUAUAGGACAAAUGGGGCCUGCAACAAAGUGUUGCAGUGCAGAGUGCUCCUGUACAAGGUGUGGGAGAGCCAUGCCUUUUUUCACAUUACUCCACUCCCAUUCCCCCCCCUCCUUCAGCCAGCAUGCCAUGGCAGCUGAGUAUACUUAUUCCUUGUUGGUCUGUUUUGGGGGAUCUCUCCCUGUCAGAUUUCCCCCCACCCGACUGCAAGAGUUUUUGUACUUCUGCAAAUCUUUGGGUUCCUCAAGCUUCCUGAUAAAAGGAUCCACACUUAAAGAAUGAGUUCAGUAUUGAGAGUGUAGGAUGCCAGCCACAAAGCUUUUAUAGCGAACAAAUCUUCAUUUGCCGCAUAUGUUUGUUCUACAUGGUCGCUUUCUCUCCUGAUAAUUACCUGUUCUACAUACCAAACACUAACACGGAGUUAGUGCAUGCACACACUGGAGCAUGCAAAAGAUCUCUUUAAAUGCCUUAAUAUCUUUAACCAACCUGUUGCAUUGACAGUCUACAUAGUUAAGGAAUGGUAAAGCAAAAAAUAAAAUCCCCUCCACUCUUCUGAUGUUUGCUUAUAGCUGAAGUAUGGAUUCUAAUUUGCAUUUAUGAACAAUAGAUCACUGAAAAUGGCAGCUUGGAUGAAUUAUACUGUGAAGGUGUAGCUAAGCUUGCAUCUCAGGACUGAGGCCAAAUACCAUGUAAUGAUUAAAAAGGGGUUAAUGAUACUGACUACUUUGCAGGGUGGUUGUAAGGAUUACCUACUUCAGAAAUGUGCUGUAUAAAUGAAGAGUAUGUAUUAUAGUAGCAAUUUACUGUUUGGACUGAGUAAAAUAACAAAGCAGUGAUCCUAUGCACAUUUAAUUGGAAGUAAGCACAUUAAGCUCUUAAAUAUUUUCUUCUAGGUACGCAUUAAGAGGAUAUGGCUGCAUUUAUUUGUCAAAGCAGUAACCUUUGGACUUGGGUGGAGGAGCCUGGUUCAGAAGGGAGGGAGAGAUGAUAUACAGCUGGCUCCCACAUCUCUCCAGAGAAAGCUGACAACAGAAAAAGGCAAAACCAAAGCUCAUUGAACCAAUAGACUAUGAAAAUGUCAUUGUUCAAAAGAAAACUCAAAUCCUCAAUGAUGCCUUGCGUGAGAUGCUGCUUUUCCCUUAUGAUGACUUCCAGACAGCAGUACUGAAACGACAGCAUCGAUAUGUAUGCUCUACAAUUCCUGAUAAUGCAGAGAAAGAAGCUCAGAGUUUAUUUGUCAAAGAGUGCAUUAAAACAUAUAACUCGGACUGGCAUGUUGUCAAUUAUAAAUAUGAAGAUUACUCAGGAGAGUUUCGACAGCUUCCAAACAAAGGGACCAAAUUAGAUAAACUUCCAGUUCAUGUUUAUGAAGUUGAUGAAGAAGCAGAUAAGGAUGAGGAUGCAGCCUCUCUAGGAUCUCAGAAGGGAGGAAUUACAAAACAAGGAUGGCUAUACAAAGGCAACAUGAACAGUGCUAUCAGUGUUACUAUGCGGUCAUUCAAAAGAAGAUUUUUUCAUCUUCUCCAACUUGGUGAUGGAUCAUAUAACCUAAAUUUCUACAAAGAUGAGAAAAUAUCAAAAGAACCAAAAGGGUCAAUAUUUUUGGAUUCCUGCAUGGGAGUGGUCCAGAACAACAAAGUCCGGCGUUUUGCCUUUGAGCUUAAAAUGCAAGACAAGAGUAGCUAUCUUCUUGCAGCAGACAGUGAAGUUGAAAUGGAAGAAUGGAUUACAACUCUAAAUAAAAUUCUCCAAUUAAACUUUGAAGCUGCUAUGCAAGAAAAAAGAAAUGGAGACUCCCAUGAGGAUGAUGAGCAAAGCAAGAUGGACAACUCCUCAUCCAGUAUAGAUAGCUAUUUUCCUGAAAGUGCCAAGAGUUCCAGAGAUUCUGAAAUCAAAUUCAAAAGUGAAAGCAGAGUUAAACUCUUUGCAUUGGAUCCGGAUGCACAGAAACUUGACUUCUCUGGUAUUGAGCCAGAAGUAAAACCAUUUGAAGAGAAGUUUGGGAAGAAGAUUCUGGUGAAGUGCAAUGAUUUAUCUUUCAAUCUGCAAAGCUGUGUGGCUGAAAAUGAGGAAGGACCAACAACAAAUGUAGAGCCAUUUUUCAUAACGCUGUCACUUUUUGAUAUAAAAGAGAACCGGAAGAUUUCAUCAGAUUUCCAUGUGGAUUUGAAUCAUAGCACAGUGAGGAAUAUGCUAGGUAGUACAUCUCAACAGGUAUUAAAUGACAGCAGUGAUUGCUUACAUCGGAUUCAGGAUAUUAUUCCAGAGAUAAUGUUACAAUAUCCUAAACAGGGAAUAUUCUCAGUGACAUGUCCACAUCCUGAUAUAUUUCUAGUGGCCAGAAUAGAGAAAGUCCUGCAAGGGAGCAUUACCCACUGUGCUGAACCAUAUAUGAAAAGUUCUGAUUCUUCUAAGGUUGCUCAAAAAGUUCUCAAAAAUGCAAAGCAGGCAUGUCAGCGGCUAGGACAGUACAGAAUGCCAUUCGCAUGGGCAGCUAGGACACUGUUUAAGGAUGCAUCUGGGACACUAGACAAAAAUGCACGAUUUUCAGCACUCUACAAACAAGACAGUAACAAGCUCUCAAACGAAGACAUGCUUAAAUUGUUAGCUGAUUUCAAAAAACCUGAAAAGAUGGCCAAGCUACCAGUUAUUUUAGGAAAUCUAGACAUAACAAUUGAUAAUAUUUCUCCAGACAUCCCAAAUUUUGUUAGCUCAUCAUACAUUCCCAUGAAACAGUUUGAAAACAGUACCAAGACAGUAGUAACGUUUGAAGUAGAGGAGUUUGUUCCCUGUAUACCAAAACACACUCAGCCUUUCACCAUCUACAACAAUCACCUUUAUGUUUAUCCAAAGCACUUGAAAUAUGACAGUCAAAAGUCAUUUGCAAAGGCAAGAAAUAUUGCAGUUUGCAUUGAAUUCAAGGAUUCAGAUGAUGAAGAUUCCAUACCUCUAAAGUGCAUCUAUGGCAGACCCGGUGGAUCAGUAUUUACAAGACAAGCAUUUGCUACAGUUCUGCAUCAUCACCAAAACCCAGAGUUUUAUGAUGAGAUUAAAAUAGAGUUGCCCACACAGUUACACGAAAAACAUCAUUUGUUGUUUACCUUCUACCAUGUCAGCUGUGAUAGUUCAAGCAAAGGGACUACCAAAAAGAAGGACAUAAUUGAAGCACAAGUUGGGUAUUCUUGGCUUCAGCUGUUGAAAGAUGGAAGAGUAGUGACAAAUGAGCAACAUAUCCCAGUAGCUGCAUACCUUCCAUGUGGAUAUCUCAACAAUCAAGAACCUGGCAUGAUCAAACAUUCUGGUUCUGAAAUUAAAUGGGUAGAUGGAGGCAAACCACUGUUAAAGAUUUCAACCCAUCUGGUUUCCACUGUAUAUACACAGGACCAGCACUUAAACAAUUUCUUCCAUUAUUGUCAAAAAACUGAGUCUGGAGCUCAAGCCUUAGGAGUUGAUCUUGUGAAGUAUCUUAAGAGUCUUCAUGCUAUGGAGGGCCAUGUGAUGAUAGCUUUCCUGCCUACUAUUUUAAACCAAUUGUUUAGAGUCCUUACUAGAGCAACCCAAGAAGAGGUUGCAGUGAACGUGACAAGGGUUAUUAUCCAUGUGGUUGCCCAAUGUCAUGAAGAAGGGCUGGAUAGCUACUUGAGGUCCUAUGUCAAGUAUGCUUACAAAGCAGAGCCUUACAUUGCUACUGAAUAUAAGACCGUACAUGAAGAACUUGCCAAAUCCAUGACAACAAUCUUGAAGCCAUCUGCUGACUUUCUCACAAGCAACAAGCUGUUAAAGUACUCCUGGUUUUUCUUUGAAAUUCUAAUCAAAUCAAUGGCCCAGCACCUGCUAGAAAAUGCUAAAGUAAAGUUGUUACGAAAUCAGAGAUUUCCAGCAUCUUAUCAUCACGCUGUAGAAACUGUAGUAAACAUGUUGAUGCCACAUAUUACUCAGAAGUAUAAAGAUAACCCAGAAGCUUCAAAAAAUGCAAACCAUAGCCUUGCUGUCUUCAUAAAAAGAUGUUUCACCUUUAUGGACAGAGGAUUUGUAUUCAAGCAAAUUAAUAACUAUAUCAGCUUCUUUGCUCCAGGAGAUCCGAAGACCCUCUUUGAAUUCAAAUUUGAAUUUCUCCGGGUAGUAUGUAAUCACGAACACUACAUUCCUUUGAAUCUACCUAUGCCUUUUGGAAAAGGCAGGAUUCAGCGAUAUCAAGCUUUUCUUUCACCAACAGUGGAAUCCUAUGACACUCCUAUAGACCUUCAGCUUGACUAUUCCUUAUCAGAUGAGUUCUGCAAGCAUCACUUCUUGGUAGGACUGCUGCUGAGGGAGGUGGGAAAUGCACUGCAAGAGUUCAGAGACAUCCGUCAAAUUGCAAUCAGUGUUUUGAAGAAUUUGAUGAUAAAGCAUUCUUUGGAUGACAGAUAUGUUUCCAGGAGCCAUCAAGCGAGAAUAGCUACGUUGUAUUUGCCAACCUUUGGGGUGCUGAUAGAAAAUGCCCAUCGAAUUGAUGUCAAGGAUAUUUCACCUUUCCCUAUUAAUGCUUCCAGCAGUAGUACAAAAGAUGAAUCCCUUAGCUUACCAGCUGCAAAUCCACUGAUGACUCCUCAAAAAUCUGUGAAUACCCUUGAUAGCAACCUCCACAAGGACGUGUUUGGUGCUAUAUCAGGCAUUGCAUCCCCAUAUACCUCUUCGACUCCAAAUGUUAAUUGUGUAAGAAAUGCAGACUCAAGAGGGUCUCUUAUAAGUACAGAUUCAGGAAACAGUCUCCUAGAAAGACAUAGUGAAAAGAGCAAUUCCCUUGACAAGAACCAACAGAUUUGCCCUUUGGGAAGUUCUGUAGUUCGAUGUGACAAGCUUGAUCAAGCUGAAAUCAGGAGUCUACUGAUGUGUUUCCUUCAUAUUUUAAAAAGCAUGUCAGAUGAUGCCCUUUUCACAUACUGGAACAAGGCCUCAACAUCAGAACUUAUGGAUUUUUUCACAAUUGCAGAAGUGUGCUUGCAUCAGUUUCAAUACAUGGGAAAACGAUACAUCGCCAGGAACCAGGAGGGGUUGGGACCCAUAGUUCAUGAUCGAAAAUCUCAGACAUUGCCUGUUUCCCGUAACAGAACAGGGAUGAUGCAUGCCAGAUUACAGCAGCUGAGCAGCCUGGAUAACUCUCUCACAUUUAGCCACAGUUAUGGCCAUUCAGAAGCAGACGUCCUUCACCAAUCUUUACUUGAAGCCAACAUUGCCACUGAAGUUUGCCUUACAAUUCUGGACACUUUAUCUUUAUUCACAAUGGCAUUCAAGAAUCAGCUCCUGAUGGAUCAUGGGCAUAAUCCUCUGAUGAAAAAAGUGUUCGAUGUGUACCUUUGCUUUCUGCAAAAAAAUCAGUCAGAAACUGCAUUAAAAAAUGUCUUCAAUGCCUUAAGAUCACUAAUUUUUAAGUUUCCUUCUACAUUUUAUGAAGGAAGGGCUGACAUGUGUUCUUCACUGUGCUAUGAGAUUUUGAAGUGCUGCAAUUCCAAACUGAGCUCAAUACGAACAGAAGCAUCACAGCUCCUUUAUUUCUUGAUGAGGAAUAAUUUCGAUUACACAGGAAAGAGAUCGUUUGUGAGGACACACCUACAAGUUAUCAUUUCUGUGAGUCAGCUGAUUGCAGAUGUUGUCGGAAUUGGUGGAACCAGAUUUCAGCAGUCUCUUUCCAUCAUCAAUAACUGUGCUAACAGUGACAGACUUACUAAGCACACGACAUUUCCUUCCGAUGUCAAGGAUUUGACAAAACGCAUCCGUACAGUCCUAAUGGCUACAGCACAAAUGAAGGAGCAUGAGAAUGAUCCAGAAAUGCUUGUGGAUCUUCAGUACAGUUUGGCAAAGUCUUAUGCCAGUACACCUGAACUCAGGAAGACAUGGUUGGAUAGCAUGGCAAGAAUUCAUGUUAAAAAUGGAGAUCUUUCAGAGGCGGCAAUGUGUUAUGUCCACGUAACAGCUCUGGUGGCAGAGUACCUUCUCCGAAAAGGAAUGUUUAAACAAGGCUGUAUAAGCUUCAGAGUAAUCACUCCAAAUAUAGAUGAAGAGGCUUCUAUGAUGGAAGAUGUUGGGAUGCAAGAUGUUCACUUUAAUGAAGAUGUACUGAUGGAGUUGUUAGAACAGUGUGCAGAUGGGCUGUGGAAGGCUGAACGUUAUGAACUGAUUGCUGACAUCUAUAAACUUAUAAUUCCUAUUUAUGAAAAGCGGAGAGAUUUUGAGAGGCUAGCUCAUUUGUAUGACACAUUGCACCGGGCGUACAGCAAAGUUACAGAAGUUAUGCAUACAGGAAAAAGAUUGUUGGGAACCUAUUUCAGAGUUGCAUUUUUUGGACAGGCAGCGCAAUACCAGUUUACAGACAGUGAAACAGAUGUGGAGGGAUUUUUUGAAGAUGAAGAUGGAAAAGAAUAUAUAUACAAAGAGCCUAAACUCACAUGCCUUUCAGAGAUUUCCCAGAGGCUACAAAAACUCUACUCAGAUAAGUUUGGAUCUGAAAAUGUCAGGAUGAUCCAGGACUCUGGAAAAGUAAAUCCUAAGGAUUUGGAUUCAAAAUAUGCCUAUAUUCAAGUUACUCAUGUAGUUCCAUACUUUGAGGAAAAGGAACUACAAGAGAGAAAAACAGAAUUUGAAAGAAAUCACAACAUCCGUCGCUUUAUGUUUGAGAUGCCAUUUACUCAGAUGGGCAAAAGAAGAGGGGGAGUGGAGGAACAAUGUAAACGACGCACCAUUCUUACAGCUAUACAUUGUUUUCCAUAUGUAAAGAAGCGGAUUCCCAUAAUGUAUCAACACCAUACAGAUUUAAACCCAAUUGAAGUCGCUAUUGAUGAAAUGAGUAAGAAGGUUGCUGAGCUCCGGCAACUUUGUUCAUCAGCUGAAGUAGAUAUGAUCAAACUUCAGUUGAAGCUGCAGGGUAGUGUCAGCGUUCAGGUUAAUGCUGGGCCAUUGGCAUAUGCCAGAGCUUUUCUGGAUGAUACAAGCACCAAACGGUAUCCAGACAAUAAACUAAAGUUACUCAAGGAAGUUUUCAGACAAUUUGUUGAAGCUUGUGGGCAGGCCUUAGAAGUAAAUGAGCGGCUUAUAAAAGAAGAUCAGAUAGAAUAUCAAGAAGGAAUGAAGGCUAAUUACAGAGAAAUGGCAAAAGAACUCUCUGAAAUCAUGCAUGAACAAAUUACCGCUAUGGAAGAAAAAGCCAGUGUAAUGCCCAACUCGCUACACAUUUUCAAUGCCAUUAGUGGGACACCAACAAGCACAACAGUUCAUGGGAUGCCCAGCUCUUCUUCAGUUGCAUAAGAAUUUUGUGACGGAAAGCGCUGCUUACCUUGGAACACAAGUGGAUCUUUGAACAUUUGCAAACUCAGGAUGAAAUCCAAAUCUGAAAGAGGACUGUGAAGAUACUAACAAUUGAGCAUGCUUAAAUCUCUGGGUCAGUCAGGGAUAAGGAAAUAGUAUGAGGUAGAUUUCUAAAACAUAUACUGAUGGUGCACAUAUUUUUUAUAUUCUGCUGGCAAUAUUACAACACCCAACACAGAAUUGUUCUGGGGAACUUAACUGGUUCUUCUGCUCUGAUAAUGGUAUUCUAAAAUAAAUGGCACAUUAUAGGCAAGUGUUAUGGAAUGUAAGUUUGCAGACAUAAACCAUAAAAGUGUUCUUUGAUAUAUGCACAUACAAACUGAUAUAAAGUACAAACACUAUUAGACUUAAUAGGCACUAAUUUGAGGGGUUAAUUUAGGUAGAAGUAGUUUUUUGUACUGUUGACUAUAACAGUUGUGCACCAUUUUAUACCUUGUUGGCAUUUUGGAGAGCAUAUGAGCUUAAAAUUGAUCAAGCAGUUGCAUCCAACCAAAGGUUACCAUAUGUUACUAACUAUAUAUUAAGCAAGACAUGUACAUAUUUGUUAAUACAACUCAUAAACCCUGUACAUAAAUGAAAUGCAUUUCUAAACAUUUUUAAUAUUCAUACCAGCUUUCAUCCUUCUACAAUUGUGAUAAAUUCAUGUUCAUUCCAAGUAAAUGCUCUAUUUUCUUUUACAGUUAUUGUAUAUAAAUACAGUAAGUGCAAUAUGAGGUUGUAUACAGUUUCUAUAACGUUAUGCACUGUUUUUAAAAAGAAUACAUAAUUUUUGCCAAAGUGAUGGAGUAUAUAAGUGGUGAUAAACUACUGUGGCUAAAUGGUGAUGUAAUUUAAAGCUUUUGCUAUAUUGUUUUAAGACAUGAAUUAGUAAUUUUAUAUUUGAGAAAGAUAAAGGGUUUUAAUUUUAUUUAACUGGAAUCACUGGCCUGCUGUAAUUAAACAUUAUGUACUUCAUCUAUAUUAAAAAGGAAUUAAUUUAUGUA
Podarcis muralis (Common wall lizard) is the source of this 8796-nucleotide messenger RNA. NCBI's taxonomy places the organism in Eukaryota, Metazoa, Chordata, Lepidosauria, Squamata, Lacertidae. The record is from RefSeq and is a predicted model, not a curated record.